Anopheles maculipalpis is the source of this 3048-nucleotide messenger RNA. It is a transcript of the gene omd, whose product is annotated as integrator complex subunit 5. Bases 1 to 3048 code for a protein of 1015 amino acids. The transcript is spliced from 4 exons. NCBI's taxonomy places the organism in Eukaryota, Metazoa, Arthropoda, Insecta, Diptera, Culicidae. Gene Ontology annotation, cellular component: integrator complex. The record is from RefSeq and is a predicted model, not a curated record. Gene Ontology annotation, biological process: snRNA 3'-end processing.
AUGAUAAAGCAACCAGUUCUAGCUGAACUGCAAUACUUCGUCAAAAGUGUGUCCCUCCUGUACAAGGGUGUGCCGCUAAAAGAUACCGGUGCACUGGUAAAAAGUGCCCUUCAUCUGCUGGAGGAUCUUCCCUCAACUAGAGAUGCGGUGUUUGAUUAUUUUACGCUCGUUUUUAACAAUGCUGUAAAAGUGUACAUGCUCAGUGCUGAGAAAAAUUUGCCAGAUCCUUCGGUAGACGAUGAAGCCGUACAGGAGAUUCACGAAGCGCUGGAGCGUUUGGUAACUGCCGGUCCAGCCGCCUGGUGUCCGCUGAUAUCGUCCUGGUGUUUGAAGCUUCUCGGAGAAGUAUGCAAAAAGCACCAUCGACGUCGCCCACCAUCAGAUAUCCGCGGUGCAUGCAAUCUGUGGCUUGGAUGCAGUGCCAUUCGCUACCUGCUGAGCCUUAGUGCACUGUGCUUCGAAAAGUUGAACGAAAAGGAAAUGGACGAUUGCAUUAAUGAGCUGCUCGUCAUCUACGGUACGCACAGUCCGUUCUUUGACUGGGUCGUAGCCCGACUGGGUGGUUGUUUUCCGCUGAAGGUGAUUAAGAGCAUGCUUGCAAUGGGAAUAAGCCGUUUUACUGGUGAUUUCGAUCAACCGUCCGAAUCAGAGGUGGAAGUGUUAAGCUAUCUCGGAUUAGCACACGAGAACGAUUUACGUAGCGCGCUUAAAUCAACGUUGGAAAAAGAAAGCACUUCCAAACAAGCGAUUCCGUACUUGUUGCUGCUGGCGAAAGCUUCCGAUACGGUGUCCCAGGCGCUGGUGACUGUUUUUUUGGAACUUAAUGACGAAAAAAGGUUACAAACACUGAAAAUGCAACCGAAAAAUUGGCCCUCGAAUAUCAGCCUUCCGUACGUGCUGCAUACGGUCGCUGGUCUUUUGCUAAAGAUAAAAAAACAUGCCAUCCGUGUGACGCUUAUACUUGCGAAAUUGUCCACCCAGCACAACUGGUGCCAGGAGCUGCUAGAAAUUAUGUUUGUCGAGCUGGAAACUCUCGUACUCGAAAAGCAUUCCGUGCCGCUGCUUGAAGACAUCAUACGCGACAGUUCGCGGGAAAUGCUGUGGGAUAGUUGCGCAUCGGACGUUUCCUACGAGCAACAAGUUGGCGUUCGAUUGAUCCUGUUAGCUAGCUUUAAAUCAAACUCCGUAUUUCAUCAAUCAAUCGUGUACCUUCUUUCGAUGGGGGUCAAAACGCCUGUUGGGGGCAGUACAAAACCUCACCUUAAUGCACUCGUCCGUGUGCUGGCUGGACCACACGGAACGUCGGAUGUGCCUAAGGUGCGACCAGCGUUUGAAACUGCCUUCGAAAAAAUACUUAUCGCUCCUCACAAGCGUGUUGAUUGUUGGAAUAUUCUGCACAAUUUGGUGGAACUGUUGAAGCUGGAACGUACCGCGAUUGUUGGGAGCACAUUGCGCAAAGUUAACUGUGUCAGUAUUGUGCAUGAGCUGUUGGAUCGUGUAUUGAAGAUUUGGGAAAAUUUUCUAAACCAUGAAAGGCAUGAUGAACCAACAUCAGUAGAGUCUAGAUCGGAGGUUGAUACUAGUAACGGAUCACAACCGAAGGAACAUUGCAAGCGAAUUAAAAAUGAACUCUCCUCACCGGAAUCAAUGGAAAUAGAGGAAGAAACUUCGAGCGGACAGGCAACUGUCGACGAGUGCAAGGCAGUAACGUACAAAGAUCUUAUCCACGAAACUGUGCGACUGAUCGAAUGUUUAGAUCUUGGCAAAAAUGUUACCAUUGGAACUGGACAAACGUUGAAAUUUUCCCAGCUGUUGGUAAAAUACUUUUUCUACUGUCUUAAGCUGUUGUCUGGCAAUCGAAAUGCUACUGCGACCAUGAAGAUACCGGAAUCGCUCGACGAGUCUCUCAAUAGAGUAUACAUCCUGCUUUCAAAACACUGUGGCCACCGGAAAGCGGCUCGUACUGCAGCGCUUCGUGAGCUGCUGGAAGGUGCAUUGUUCAUGCAUGGCAAUCUGUUCGGCUCACAGUCCGAAUCGCAAGCGUACAGCUUCGACAAGCCGGACGAUUUGUUGAUCAAGCUGAACCAUAAGCAAGGCAUCGCACUGAACGCAUCCCGGGCAACCGUCCUGCAUGCAGGCAUCAUCGGUCAGGGACCAAAAAUUCCGACCAAAAAAGCCGUUGGACCGGCUUCCGAAAUGCAAAACCACCUGCUGAAUGCAAUCGUAGCAUGCUGUCAGGAUGUGAACGAUCACCAGGCAACGAUCGAUGGAUUUAGCUACGUGUCACUGUUGCUGGUGGAAAUGAUUUCACCGGACGUGAUGUACAAUGGACUACCGUGGCCGGAGGAGGAUUUUAUAAAGGUGACGAUGGAGCGAGAUCUGCAGAUACAGCGUACCUUCCGCCAGUCGCCGAUUCUUUGGUCAAUUCUUGGGUUGGUCGCGUGCUAUCGACCAUCGCUGUGCUACUGUUCGGUGCUGUUGCGUGCCCUUUGUGCAUCCGCUUUGCAUCAAUGGCGUUCCAAGACGGCAGAAACGCUGAACGGUGUAAAAACGGAUCUGAUGUACAUGACGACAAAGUUGCUUGAGCUGAUGGCGUUGGCGCAACUCUUACCACCGCCCCUAAGCUACCUUCACAUCGUGUUGGAAUAUUUCGAUGGGCCUGAGAUUGCUUACGUGCUAAAGGAAUGUGUGUGGAACUACAUGAAGGAUCACGUCCCAUCGCCUGUACUGUUUGUGUGCGAUCCAACCGGUUUUCAUUGGCGUGAUCCACUAACAUCCCGACCACCGGUACAGUAUACGAAUCCAUUGCGCAACACCAUGCAGAAGAAGCUUACCCGCGUGGGCCACCUGUACCAUCAGAUGUUCGUUGGGCCCGAACUUCGAAAUCCUACCGGCAGUGGCAGUAACCAGCAGCAUCAGCAACCACAAUUGCAACUGCCGAUACCCCAAGGAAUCGUCGCUAGUAUCGGUGGGGAUCAGGGACUAAAGGCUGGACCGAGCGUAAGUUAUGGCGCUCUUCCAUUAGGACCGGGACAAGAUAUUUUGUAA